AUGACAGUGCCUAAGGGUCGAAGCAUAACUUUUGUGUAUGGCCUUGUUGGCCAUCUUCAUUGGCUUUGCUUCCUUGGCACUACUGGAUCGUAUGGGGAGGUGGAGCAAGAAAAGAUAUUGGCAUUUGAUUUGGGUGCAGAGACAUUCCGUGAGAUACCUCCUCCAGAUUCUAUACUACAUCACCCUAAAAUCCGCUACCAUGUGUUAGGAGUUUUGGGUGGAAAGCUUUGUGUGAUGUCAGGUGUGGAUGAUGGUGGAUGUGAGGUGUGGGUGAUGGAUGAGUAUGGGUUGGCUGAAUCAUGGGUCAAACAUCAUGUGUUUUCACAGUUUGGUUGUGAAAUAUAUCCAUUUGGAUUCACAUCACACAGUGAGUUUCUUUUUCAAGUUGGCAGAGAUGAUCGUUAUGGUUUGUAUGAUCCAGUUGCAGCCAUGACUAAAACCUUCAAGAUAAUGAGUAAUGGAAUAAACAUAACGAAAGUUGUAGAGCAUGUUGACAAUCUUGUUUGGGUAGCACCUGCGGAGCAUGCAUGA
This is a messenger RNA of Lactuca virosa, 531 nucleotides long. The record is from the annotation of a GenBank genome assembly. Lineage: Eukaryota; Viridiplantae; Streptophyta; Magnoliopsida; Asterales; Asteraceae.